Messenger RNA from Castor canadensis (American beaver), 1448 nucleotides. RefSeq names its product syndecan 4 (gene Sdc4). Gene Ontology annotation, cellular component: membrane; cell surface. Gene Ontology annotation, biological process: cell migration. Lineage: Eukaryota; Metazoa; Chordata; Mammalia; Rodentia; Castoridae. The record is from RefSeq and is a predicted model, not a curated record.
GCUCGCUGUCCGCUCGGUACCAUGGCGCCCGUCCGCCUGCUCACGCCGCUGCUGCUGCUGCUGCUCUUCGUAGGCGUCCCCGCCGCCACCGCCGAGUCGAUCAGAGAGACUGAGGUCAUCGACCCCCAGGACCUGCUGGAAGGACGAUACUUCUCUGGAGACCUACCUGAUGAUGAGGAUAUUGGGGGCCCUGGGCAGGAGGAAUCCGAUGACUUUGAGUUGUCUGGCUCUGGAGAUCUGGAUGACACAGAGGACCCCAAGAUCUUCCCUGAAGUGAUCCACUCCUUGGUGCCUCUAAAUAACCACAUCCCUGAGAGGGCAGGGCCCGAGAGCCGUGUCCCCACAGAAGCUAAGGACCUGGAGGAGAAUGAAGUCGUCCCCAAGAGGAGUUCAUCCUUUGACGGGGAUGAGGAUGUGCCCAACAGGGUGUCCAUGUCCAGUACCGCCCAGGGCAGCAACAUCUUUGAGAGAACUGAGGUCCUGGCUGCUCUGAUUGUGGGAGGCGUUGUGGGCAUCCUCUUUGCUGUGUUCCUGAUCCUGCUGCUGGUGUACCGCAUGAAGAAGAAGGACGAAGGCAGCUACGACCUGGGCAAGAAACCCAUCUACAAAAAAGCCCCCACCAACGAAUUCUAUGCAUGAACCCUCCAGGGGCACUGCUUGGACUUCAGUGGGGAGGGAAGCCAAAGGAUUGUGAAUGGUGGGCAUUAGAGUAGGGGGAGGGCACCUUAAUACUGACCUGUCAGUGUCUCCAGCUCUGAUCACCUUUCUAGCAUCAGAAGAGACGUCGUCUUCUACUGUGCUGCCUUCACUCUUCUUGAUUCUUUUGGCCUCAGUUACCCCGGCAGAAGAAUGGAGUUAAGCUUGGCCUUCCUGAAGACAAGCCUGGGAUCUUGUCAUUUAAAGAAAUUUUCAGAUUAGAAUCUAGGACAGUUUCGAGCCUAUACUGAACUUGCUUCAUCCAGGGCCCCCCUGAAGGCAGAGGCAAAGGGGUAUUUAUGUGAAUUCUGGCUAGAAGUCUGCCCAGGCUGCCUCCUUCCCCUCUUGCAUAACCUGUCCUUUUGCCCAGGAUCAGGAAAAGGAACUAGAAUCCCCUGCACCUCGAGGUGUGUGUCCAUCCAUGGGUGCUUGUUCACACUACGGGAAUCUCUACCUUGGGCCAUUCUAGGCUCUUUCAAGUGACUUCUUAGAAAUCCACCUUUUUUUUGGCCGGCGGGGAGGGAGGGUGGAGCACAGGAAGAAGAGCAGAAAGCUUUCUUUGAAAUGGAUUUGUAGACUAUUUGUAAAUCUAUUUUUUUUUUAAUGGUUCAUUCCUUUGUGCAGAGUGUGUGUGCCUGGGCAAACGUGGAGAUGGGGAGAUGUUCUUAUUGUGGUCAUUUCCACUGCAUGUGCUAGGUUUGUAUUUAAUGGUUUUGUUUUUGUUUCUGUUUGUAUCUUGAAAAUGAGAGAAG